This is a messenger RNA of Poecilia reticulata (guppy), 1281 nucleotides long. RefSeq names its product TNF superfamily member 14a (gene tnfsf14a). Gene Ontology annotation, biological process: immune response. Gene Ontology annotation, cellular component: membrane. Gene Ontology annotation, molecular function: tumor necrosis factor receptor binding. Lineage: Eukaryota; Metazoa; Chordata; Actinopteri; Cyprinodontiformes; Poeciliidae. The record is from RefSeq and is a predicted model, not a curated record.
GCUUUUGCCAGAUUUCACAGGUGCUGUGGUGAUACAUCAUAAGAUUCAUGCUGCUGUCUGUUUCUGACUACUCAUGAGACAUCUCCAGUUGGACCAACCAGAAGUGAGCCCACCCAUUUUUUGCAAUCUUGUUGCACCUCGCCGCCUCUCCACUGUAGUUUGGUCUCUUCAGCCCCUCGGAAACGGCAGCUCUGACCGCCGGAGGAUCAUUCCUGUCUGAGAUGUUUUUCAACUUCAAAAGCGGCGUGGGGGGGAUGUCUCACGACGGCGUUCCCUCUGCGUUUGUAGUGGACACYCAUGCCACCCGGCCGGCCGUGCCGCCUCGCCUGGGCAAGCAGAAGAAGCAAAGCGGGGCGGCGCAGACUCUGCUGUUCAUCCUGGUGGCCCUGGCACUGCUCGGCGUGUUCUUUGAAGCUGUCUUCAUCUAUCGCCUCUACCAAUCUGAAUAUGCCCCCUCAGGUUCCGCCUCAAUGCAAAUCGACGGAAGCCCUCCGCCGGAUACUACAGACCCCGAGGGUCGGCUUCUUCCAUCCAAACCGGUUGCGCAUCUCACAGACGGCCAAGACGUCCRUCACGRCUCACACGUCAUGGCAUGGAGCGAGAUCGCAGAGCCUCUCCUCUAUGAAAUGACAUACGAAGACAAAAAACUCAUCAUCCAGAAAGAGGGAUACUACUACAUCUAUUCCAAGGUCUACUUCUCACUAGGUGGUGCUUUUUACCAYUCUGUGGAGAUGCAAACUAAAAAGUAUGCCGGAACCGGCAUCCCCCUCCUGCAGGCCAGAGAGUAUUCGUCAAAGAAAGACAAAGGAGCCCAGAGUUAUUCCAACAGUUUCCUAGCCGGGGUGUUUUACCUGUCCCAAAAUGAUGCUAUCUAUGUAAAUGUCAGCAGCACGACACAGAUYAUCAGAUACAAAUCUUAUGAGAAUGUGUUUGGUGCAUUUAUGAUAUAGAUAUCAGACCGACAGGCGAUUAAAAAAGAGAGUUUACAACUCUUCUCAGGGACAUUUUGUCUUUUUAUACCUGAUCGAAAGGCAUUGUAAAAGCAAAAGUGUUGAAGACGUUUUUAUCUACUUCAAAUCAAAACUUCGAAAGCUGAUUAAAGAUUUAACUGUUGUGUUGCUAAAUUUUAUUUACUAACAUAAACAAGGAUGGUGCACUUUUUAUUUUAUUUUACCGCUUCAAAAAAUGAUGAUUAUUUAUUUAUUCCUUUCGUAUAUAUAACUGUGUUAACAGUGCUGUGUUUAUACAAAAACAAAAUGCAAUAAAGUCUAUAUUGAACAA